AUGGCUCCGAAAAGUAAAAUCUACUCGCAGAUCGCACGUCUACAAGCCAACGACAAAGACUGUGGUCAUCCAUACGGUCAGAUUUGUCGAUACGAAAUCACAAACGCAUUAGAUGGCUUUCCGUUCGCUAUUGACGAUCAGGUUNUGCGUAUAACUCAGCCACUGAACUACACUCAAGCAAAGUCAUACAUCCUAACAAUAGUGGCGCAUGACUGUGGUAUGCGUCAGUCGAAGUCCACACUUGUGACUGUGAAUGUUCGUGAGGCAUGCAUCAGCGGUGUCGAGGGGAUACUCGAACGUAUCACCUAUACGGCUGGAAGUGGCUCUCGAAAGAUAGCACCAGAUGCCCGAAUUAUGACUUGUGCUGAGUCGAAUUCAUGCGUUGUAAAGAGUGUCGAGAGUGUUGUCACACUCAAAAGCGAUCAUAUUGCGCAGGGCUGCGAUCGUGAGGAUGUUUUCUCGUUGAAAACUCAAGCCAGGUAA
This is a messenger RNA of Anisakis simplex (herring worm), 483 nucleotides long. The record is from the annotation of a GenBank genome assembly. NCBI's taxonomy places the organism in Eukaryota, Metazoa, Nematoda, Chromadorea, Rhabditida, Anisakidae.